AGCGGAAGUGUUUUUGUUUUGUUGCCGCUGGGUACUGUGGGAAGGCCGGUGUCGUCGGCGCGCCAGCCCGCGGUGCGGAAGCCUCGAGGUGGAAGAGGCCUGAGGGGAAGCAGCGGCCGGUGCCUCCUUGUCUGGCAAGGACCGGAGAGCGGGGCCCGCGGGACGUGCGAUUUCAGUUCUUCUGAAAAGACUGGAACUCAUCUCUCUUAGUUGUGAUCCAUCCUAUAAUCUGCAACCAGUCUGAAGGCCAUAAGUCUUGGAAGAUUGUUGUUUCUGUUUCUCCUUAUAAAAACUAACUUAUCCCAUAGCUUUGCAAUUCAUCUGGAGACAUAUUUUAUGUUACUUGCGAUUGGAGCAUGCAACUACAUUUUUGUGGACUAGACAGAAAUAGAUUGUAACAGACAUUAAAACAAGGAAGAUCUGUUCUACAUCCAUCAAUGCAAUUUUUAGGAAACCAAUAAAAUGGUCAUUUAUAUUAAAGGGACUACUUUUUACCAAUGCCUGCAAUAUAGAUAAGCUGCACGUUUUUCUUGUAGGCUUUAUUAUUAUUAGUGUAAUUAUGGCAGCUGCAACAAUAGUUCAUGAUACUUCUGAAGCUGUAGAGCUUUGUGCUUCGUAUGGGUUAUACCUUAAGCCCAUUACAAAAAUGACUAUCAGUGUGGCACUUCCACAGUUAAAGCAGCCAGGGAAAUCCAUUUCCAAUUGGGAGGUAAUGGAAAGGCUAAAAGGAAUGGUGCAUACGCAUCAGUUCUCAACACUACGGAUUUCCAAAAGCACCAUGGAUUUCAUCCGAUUUGAAGGAGAAGUAGAAAAUAAGAGUCUAGUUAAAUCCUUCCUUGCAUGUCUAGAUGGCAAAACUAUCAAACUUAGUGGCUUUUCAGAUAUUUUAAAAGUUCGUGCUGCAGAGUAUAAAAUUGAUUUCCCUACACGACAUGACUGGGAUUCUUUUUUUCGUGAUGCAAAAGAUAUGAAUGAAACUUUGCCAGGGGAAAGGCCAGAUACGAUCCAUUUGGAGGGUUUACCUUGUAAAUGGUUUGCAUUGAAAGACUCUGGCUCAGAAAAACCAAGUGAAGAAGCUCUCAUUAAAGUAUUCAGCAAAUUUGGAGAAAUCCGUAAUGUGGAUAUCCCAAUGUUGGACCCAUAUAGGGAAGAAAUGACUGGCAGAAACUUUCAUACAUUCAGUUUUGGAGGUCAUUUGAAUUUUGAAGCAUACGUUCAGUAUGAGGAAUAUGCAGGUUUCAUCAAGGCUAUGAAUGCUUUACGAGGAAUGAAGUUGAUGUACAAAGGGGAAGAUGGCAAAGCAGUGGCUUGCAACAUAAAGGUUUCAUUUGAUUCAACAAAACAUCUGAGUGAUGCAUCAAUUAAGAAACGUCAGCUUGAAAGACAGAAGCUCCAAGAGCUUGAAAAACAGAGAGAAGAGCAAAAACGCAAAGAAAAAGAAGCAGAGGAAAGACAAAAAGAGGAGGAAAGGAAACAGAAAGAACUUGAAGAAUUAGAAAGAGAGAAAAAAAGAGAAGAAAAAUUGAGGAAGAGAGAACAGAAACAAAAAGAUCGCGAAAUACGUCGAAACAAGAAAAGGCUUGAAAAAAUUCAAGCUGAAGAACAAAAAAAAUUACAAGAAAAAAUAAAACUAGAAGAGAGGAAGCUUCUUUUAGCUCAGAGAAAUCUUCAGUCCAUUCGACUAAUUGCUGAACUACUGAGCAGAGCCAAGGCAGUAAAGCUUCUGGAACAGGAACAAAAUGAGGAAAAAAUCCGCCUUCAGCAGCUGGAAGAGAGGAGAAAAGUGCAAGAAGCUGAACUCCGACGAGUAGAGGAAGAAAAAGAAAGAGCUCUUGGACUGCAGAGAAAGGAAAGGGAAUUGCGAGAGAAAUUGCUCAACAACCUUAUGAGCAAGAAAAUGGAAAUGACCCAUGUGAAAAAGUACGACCCUAAUAUAGUGCAGUCUCCCUCUUGGAAAGGCCUUGUGAGUGCUCCCCACUGUAUCACAUCUACCUCAGUGCAGUCCAUCUUGGCCCGACCGCUCCAGGUUUGUCAAAGUAGCGUAGCAGCAAAUGAAAGUUUUCCUCAUCCAAAGUACUUAAAUGGGAGCCUCCAUGAGGAAGUUCUUCAAGACACUAUGGUCAAUAUCAGUAACAGGGAUAAGGUUUCUGAUGAAAGUAGUUCAGGUGUCCUUUCCAGUGUACCUGCAAAUCAGCAACACAAUGGCACACCGGACCGUGAGAAGAUCCCUUAUAAGAAGGACUCCGUAUCAGAACAAGGCAAAUGCAACAGAGAGCCAAGCAGGGGGAGAAGUCAUUCAUACAGAGAUGUUUGUAACCACCAGAGCAAAAAUAAAAUUGAAAAAAGCAGGCACAGGAGAGACUUAAGUAGUGAGGAUGAAAAAUGCAGAAAAGAAAGGCGCCCUUAUAAAAAACACUCAAGAAAAAGUAGCAGUCCUCACCAGAGGAGCCCAAAUCUGGAAUGUGCAGGACAGAGGCAGUCAUUUAGUAGUGACAGAGAACGGGAUAAAAGAGGCCGCAGCCACAGCUACAAGAACACCGGGAAGAAGCAAAAACAUCGGAAGAGAUCUUUGAGCAACCAAAGAAGCACUUGGAGUAGGUAAUAGAGGAUUUAUCCAUUUCUAAGGGCUAUUUUGGAAAAAGAACUGGAGUGGAUCUCUCUCUUGUCUGUCUCACGGAGAGAAAGGAAACUGAAUUUUUUACUUGAAUGGUUUGCAGAGUUGAAAGAUUCAUAACCAUCCUUUUCAAAACAUAUCUUUUGUGACUUAUUUGUCAAUGGUUUGUUGACUUAGUACUGUAAUGUCAAUUUUGAUCAUUCUUGCUCACAUUUACACUGUGAUAGCCAGCUUAGUUUCACUUAUUUCCAGUGUCCAAUUGGAUUCUUUUUUAGUUUGUAAUGACUGUAAUCACAGCAACUUUUGUUUGGAAAUCGGCAUGUAUAUGUUUCUAAUAAGAAAUGUAAACUUGAUAAGUCACUACCUACUUGAUUCAUUAGAACUCAGUAAUUCCAUGCAGGACUUUUUGCUAUCUAAAUUGGUGCUAGAUGCAACCAUAUUUUUAUAUAGUGCUGUGAUGCCUUCUUUGCUAUUUUUGCCAGCUGCAUACUUGAUAGAUUGUUUCCUUGACCUUGAAUGGUCAUGAUGUUUACUCUUUUAAAUGUUUUGAAGUUCUGUUCCAUUUCAAAGCAAAUAUCCAGGAUUUGGGUGGGAAGAGGGCAUUCAAGAAAGAAGAUUACAAGAUUUCUGAGGUAUCAAUAUUUGAUUUAAAAAAAAAAUCAAACUAUUGAUUUUUCCUUAAAUGCAGUUUUCAGGCAUCUAUAUUUGAAAAAAGGGCCUUUCAGCUAAGUAAUAUAUAUGUGUAAUGUUCAGGUUCAAAGUUGUAUUUUCUCCUUUUAUAACAUCUUUGCUUCAAGAAAUGAAGCUCAGGAAUUUCCCCAAAAUAUUUUCAUAGUGCAAAACCAGCUUUCUUACCAUUUAAUGGUAAAACUGCAAAAGCCAUGUCCAGUGAAUACAAACUGCUUUAUGUCUGAAAAUAUUAAAGAUCUAUACAUAUACUCCAUUAAAUCUGA
Candoia aspera is the source of this 3567-nucleotide messenger RNA. RefSeq names its product A-kinase anchoring protein 17A (gene AKAP17A). The coding region runs from base 560 to 2602 and encodes 680 amino acids. Gene Ontology annotation, biological process: regulation of RNA splicing. Gene Ontology annotation, molecular function: protein kinase A binding; RNA binding. Gene Ontology annotation, cellular component: cytosol; nuclear speck. NCBI's taxonomy places the organism in Eukaryota, Metazoa, Chordata, Lepidosauria, Squamata, Candoiidae. The record is from RefSeq and is a predicted model, not a curated record. The transcript is spliced from 5 exons.